AUGGCCCGGGCCACAGCCCUCCCGCCGUCGAAAUGGUCGCUGCUGCUGCUGCUGCUGUCGCUGCUCUGGGAAACCGGAGCCCAGGAUGUACGCGUCCGCGUGCUGCCCGAGGUCCGAGGCCGCCUGGGGGGCGCUGUAGAGCUGCCGUGUCACCUGCUGCCGCCGGCCCCCGACGUGCGCAUCUCACAGGUGACGUGGCAGCGCCUGGACGCGGCGGGGGGCACCCCGAACGUGGCCGUGUUCCACCCCUCCUACGGCCCCAGCUUCCCCAGCCCGAAGCCGGGCAAGGAACGACUGUCGUUCGUGGCGGUCGGGAAGGGGACCGAGACGAAGUUGCAGGAUGCCACGCUGGCCUUCAAGGGGCUGACGGUGGAAGACGAGGGCAACUACACCUGUGACUUUGCCACCUUCCCCAAUGGCACCAUCCGGGGGGUGACCUGGCUCAGAGUGAUUGCCCAGCCCCGGAACCACGCCGAAGCCCAGGAGGUCACACUCAACCUGGAGCCCGUGCCCGUGGCCCGCUGUGUCUCCAGUGAGGGCCGCCCACCAGCCCGCAUCUCCUGGUCCUCGUCCCUGGGUGGGAAGGCCGUCGAGACCCAGGUGCAAGGAUCACAUCCUGGCACCUUCACUGUCACCAGCCGCUUGACCCUGGUGCCCUUGGGCAGAGUAGACGGCAAGGAGGUCACCUGCAAAGUGGAGCACGAGAGCUUCCAGGAGCCCGUCCUGCUGCCCGUGACCCUCACUGUGCGCUACCCCCCUGAAGUCUCCAUCUCUGGCUAUGAUGACAACUGGUACCUCGGACGCAGCGAGGUCACCUUGAACUGUGACGUCCGUAGCAACCCAGAACCCACAGGCUAUGACUGGAGCAUGAACUCGGGCGCCUUCCCAACCUCAGUGGUCACCCGGGGCCCGCAGCUGAUCAUCCACUCCGUGGACAGGCUGUUCAACACCACCUUCACCUGCACAGUCACCAACGCUGUGGGCACGGGCCGCGCUGAGCAGGUCGUCCUUGUCCGAGAGAAGCCCAACACAGCAGGUGCAGGGGCCACGGGGGGCAUCAUUGGGGGCAUCAUCGCUGCCAUCAUCGCGACGGCCGUGGCCGCCACAGGCAUCCUCAUCUGCAGGCAGCAGCGGAAGGAGCAGAGGCUGCAGGGGCCAGAGGAGGAGGAUGACCUGGAGGGUCCACCCUCAUACAAGCCUCCGACCCCAAAGGCGAAGCUGGAAGAGCCGGAGAUGCCCUCCCAACUCUUCACUCUGGGGGCGUCAGAGCACAGCCCGCUCAAGACCCCCUACUUUGAUGCCGGCAUCUCGUGUGCUGAGCAGGAAAUGCCUCGAUACCAUGAACUGCCCACCUUGGAAGAGCGCUCCGGGCCUCUGCUCCUGGGGGCCACAAGCCGUGCGCCCCCCAUUCUGGGGCCCCCAGGGUCUCCUGCUGUGGAAGGGGUUUCAUUGGACUUAGAAGAGGAAGAGGAGGAGGAGGGGGACUAUCUGGACAAGAUGAACCCCAUCUACGACGCCCUGUCCUAUAGCAGCCCCUCCGAGUCCUACCAGGGCAAAGGGUUUGUCAUGUCCCGGGCCAUGUAUGUCUGA
This is a messenger RNA of Orycteropus afer afer, 1590 nucleotides long. RefSeq names its product nectin cell adhesion molecule 2 (gene NECTIN2). The record is from RefSeq and is a predicted model, not a curated record. NCBI's taxonomy places the organism in Eukaryota, Metazoa, Chordata, Mammalia, Tubulidentata, Orycteropodidae. The coding region runs from base 1 to 1590 and encodes 529 amino acids. Gene Ontology annotation, biological process: positive regulation of natural killer cell mediated cytotoxicity directed against tumor cell target; coreceptor-mediated virion attachment to host cell; positive regulation of immunoglobulin mediated immune response. Gene Ontology annotation, molecular function: cell adhesion molecule binding. The transcript has 9 exons. Gene Ontology annotation, cellular component: apical junction complex; focal adhesion; plasma membrane.